AUGUCAUUGAGUCCUCGGCCGUCACACUUUUCCCACCACUCCCACUCGACACCGUUCUCGGUAACUGACAUUUUGCAUCCUUCUUCUACAUCAUCAGCCCUGGAUCCCGACUUCAAGAAGACAGUGGAGGCGGGGAUACCUCCUUUGGGGAGUUACCGAUCCCCCCAGCAUCAAACCAUGGGGUCUAUGGGAAUGGGAACCAUGGGAGUUCCUGUGACCAACCCGUACGCUAACUACGUGCCACAGUUUUCUCACCACACUUCAACGUUUCCUGGCCAGUACUGCAAUGGAGGGGAUUUCUCUGCCUAUGCUGACCCAACCGGAAGACAUAGCACGGCUGGGUGGUACGGAAGCGCUGCCGACAGUCGGUUUAGUC
Molecule: messenger RNA, 376 nt
Organism: Candidula unifasciata
Lineage: Eukaryota; Metazoa; Mollusca; Gastropoda; Stylommatophora; Geomitridae
Source: the annotation of a GenBank genome assembly